AUGCCGAAAAAGGGCAACCAUGGCGAAAAUGCCUACAGAGGAGCGCAGAAGGCUCACUCUCAAGUAAACGCUACGACAGAAACCAGCGAACUCGGUUGCUUAGACAAUGCAAGGGUGGAAUCAGCAAUCCUUCAUCACCAAGCUACCACCAACAAGUCGACGCGAACGCAUCCGUGUCUACCAGUAGGAGAACUCACCAUUGUCGAUACCGAUACAAAGGCCCUAGUAAAGGUGCAUGUUUUGCUCGACACUGGAGCUGAACUAUCGUUCAUUGAUAGCUGCUUGGCCAACCGACUGCACUUACCAGUACAGGACACCAAAGAGGUUCAACUGGCAACGUUCGGUUCUCAGGAAGUAAAGAGAAUCAGAUGUAACCGAGUACAUAUAGACGUUUGGGAUGCAGAAGAAGCAUGCAACCCUCACAACCUAGAGCUGCUCACACACAAUGUUCUUACACGUUCACUUGAGACGCCAGAACCUUCUGUAGACGACAGGGAAUUCAUUCGUUCUCUGAACUUGCCUAUGACAUGGAGGAAUGAUAAUAAGAAGUUAACUCCAUCUAUUCUGCUUGGGUGCGAUCAACUAUGGAGUUUUGUGCAAACCAACGAACCAUCAAUACCCUUACCCUCGGGAAUGCACAUUUUACCCACAACCAACGAACCAUCAAUACCCUUACCCUCGGGAAUGCACAUUUUACCCACUAAAAUGGGAUACUUGGUUUCAGGACGACCUAAGCUUGAGAACAAAAAUGUUUUCCAAGUCUCUCAACAGCUUCAAGAUUGA
Haemonchus placei is the source of this 783-nucleotide messenger RNA. The record is from the annotation of a GenBank genome assembly. Lineage: Eukaryota; Metazoa; Nematoda; Chromadorea; Rhabditida; Trichostrongylidae.